ACACAGAAGGAGAAGAGAAAGCAGAGACAGAAGAAGAAGAAGAAGAAGAAGAAGAGAGAUGGAUUCAGCCACAACCCAAAGAUCAUUGAUUUCUCUAGCAGCAACUCUCUGCCUAAUCCUCAUACAUUCAACUCCAGCCAACUCAUACAACAACUCCCCAAAUGCGUACGAGGUUCUUCGGGAGUACAACUUCCCAAUGGGCCUUCUUCCCAAAGGGAUGAAAGGCUAUGAUCUUAACUCCAGCACAGGUGAAUUCUCAGCCUACUUCAAUGAAACCUGCAGCUUCUCUGUCCAAGGCUCAUACGAAUUGAAGUUCUCGUCCACCGUCACUGGUUACAUAUCAAAGGACACCCUAUCUGGCUUGGAUGGCAUCAGUGUAAAGUUUUUCUUGCUUACAUUAAACAUAGUAGGGAUCAUCCGGAACGGCGACAACCUUGUGAUCUCUGCGGGGGUUGAAUCAGCCCCAUUUCCUAUUGACAACUUUGAGGAGUCUCCUCAAUGUGGGUGUGGCUUCCAGUGCAGUUUGAGCGAGUAAUUAAGGAAGCUUAGAACAAACCCUUUUGGUAUACUUGAAUUUCUUUGUGUUUGUUGUUGGAUCAAUUGAUGUGGGUUGUGGUUGUUUUGAUGAAUUACUGUUGCUUAUAGUUGAUUUUUAGUGAUGCCCAGAAGGAUAUUCCCAUUUAUGAUGUGAAUAAAGAGGGAACGUUGUAUCACUGCAAUUUGUAUGAAUCCCAAACUGGAUGUUUUGUCUUUUACAGAACUGGGGAUAUGAAUGUAAUGGGAUUAGUGUAUUUAAUAUGAUUUUGUUCUUGGAAAAAAUAUCACCAGCUUCUGAUUUUACUGUUGGUGAGAUCUGAUUAGGUUUUCUGAGAAUUAGGAGAUAGCUGGUUAAAAUUAGACUCCAUUUGUUUAAAACCCGAAAUUAAUCUCGUGGAAAAUUUAUGAGGAUUUGACGAUGAUUUAAC
Molecule: messenger RNA, 965 nt
Organism: Vitis vinifera (wine grape)
Lineage: Eukaryota; Viridiplantae; Streptophyta; Magnoliopsida; Vitales; Vitaceae
Exons: 1
Coding region: 59-535 (158 amino acids)
Source: RefSeq, a predicted model, not a curated record